Messenger RNA from Clupea harengus (Atlantic herring), 1184 nucleotides. RefSeq names its product aprataxin and PNK-like factor (gene aplf). Bases 204 to 1169 code for a protein of 321 amino acids. The record is from RefSeq and is a predicted model, not a curated record. Gene Ontology annotation, biological process: double-strand break repair. Gene Ontology annotation, molecular function: 3'-5' exonuclease activity; DNA-(apurinic or apyrimidinic site) endonuclease activity; protein binding. NCBI's taxonomy places the organism in Eukaryota, Metazoa, Chordata, Actinopteri, Clupeiformes, Clupeidae. Gene Ontology annotation, cellular component: nucleus; site of double-strand break. The transcript has 7 exons.
CGCACAUGCGCAGGGCAAGCUCUAGACCGGAAGUAUGGGAACAGAAGUUGUCGCGUGAAAGGAGAAUUUAACAACAAAGUUACUUGACUGAAGGUGGGCGGUAAAUGCUCCCGACCACAAGAGGAGGUACGUUGUAACUCAAUACAACAGGGCAUAUUGGGAGAGAUAACCUCAGAGCAUAGCUUUUCCAAGACUGAUGCUGAAUGCCAAACUUUGAGCUGAAGCCAUUGGACGGUGGCAGUCUAGUGCACCUACCCGAGGGCGAGACCGUGCUCGGCAGAGGUCCUCUGUUCGGAGUGAACGACAAACGAGUCUCAAGGAAUCAUGGAGUGCUGGAGAAUGCAGACGGAAAGCUCCGGAUUAAACCUACCCACGUGAACCCGUGCUUCAUCCAGGCUUCCCUGGAGGCGUCUCCACAGCCCCUGAAGAAGGACCAGUGGCACACGCUCGACCCAGGAGAGAUGUUCUCCCUCCUGCCGGGGAAACACAUCUACCAGGUGGUGGCCGUGGAGGAGCGGGGGGCUGAAGAGGAGAUUGAAGGCACUCUCAGCAACAGCCAAAAUCUUGAAGAGAGUGAUGGAGAGGUCGUGGUACCCGAGGAAGCAAAUACUUCCUGGUCGGCACCGCCAUCAGCCAAUGACAAGCCGGAUCGGUCCACUCUCCCAGACAGAGGGGGUCCCUCUGUUUGCCAGCAGUCUACGCUGGUAGCCAGCUUAGAAGGAAAGAGCUUGUUACUUCCUCCCAGCUCCCCUGCUAGGGACCAGCCACCAGAUGGCGAAGUGUCGGAGCGUCUAGAUGGUGAAAUGUCGGUGCCGGCACGAAGGAUUAGGACGCUUCCAUCGUGGAUGGUGGCAGCCAGCAGUGGAGAUGUCAAGAGCCCAAGCACUCCCAAAGGGGCUGGGAAGAGGGGUCCAGCGAAAGCGGCCACGACGCCCAAACCCAAACCCAAACCGGCCAGCCAGGUGGCUGCUGCUGCUGCUGCUGCUGCUCCUGCUGCUGCUCCUGCUGCAAGCCGGGCCACACCACAGUGGGCCAGAACCCGGGUCCUGUCCUCGGAGGAGGAGGAAGAGGUGCUGGAAGAGAAGGAGGAAGUGGUCCAGUCGGCCAAGAGGUGGAGGAAGAGGACGAAGAGCGCAGAUGAUGAGGAGGAGGAGGAAGAGGAAGCCUGAGGUAAUCAUGUCGUU